CACGAGACAGAUACAAUACACGACACAGCUAAUUGGUCAAAGCUCCAUGCCCCUAUCACUAGUUUCACCAGAAAUAAUAAAACCACAAUCUAACCUCUCCAAUCUCCUUCCUCUCCGCAACUCUCUCUCUCUCACCAACCAAAACUCUGACUGGAAAUGAUUUUACCUCCAACAACCCUCAUCUUCUCUCUCCUCACCUUCCUCCUCUUCCUCCACCACCCUUCCUCCACCGCCGAACCCAUAUCCCACACCUUCGGUUUCCCUUUCGACCACACCUACUACGAUACCCUCCAAGUACAACCUCCUUCCACCAUCAGCAACGACGCACUCCAAAUCACCCCCGACUCCGCCGGAAACUUCUCCCUUACCAACCGCUCUGGCCGUAUUCUCUUCAGACAACCUUUCCGUCUCUGGGAAUCCUUAGGCCACAACCGAACCCGCGUUGCCUCCUUCAACACCACCUUUCUCAUCAAUAUUUACCGUCUUAACGACACCGAUGGCACCCCUAUUACUCCAGGUGAUGGCUUAGCUUUCAUUGUAGCACCUAACCUCACCGUUCCUCCAGCUAGCUCUGCACAGUUUCUCGGCUUAACCAACUCCUCCUCCGAUGGAAACCCGCUAAAUCAACUCUUAGCCAUCGAGUUUGACACCUUCCAGAAUGGACCUUAUGACCCUGAUGAUAACCAUCUUGGACUCAAUAUCAACUCCAUCCGAUCUAACCACACAGUUUCUCUCUCCGAUUUCAACAUCACUCUUGCUCCUCUUACCACCAUUUUCCAUAAAGUGUGGGUUUUUUACGACGGAGGAGAGAGAAAAUCUCUUACUGUUUACAUUUCCGAUCUUCAAGACCGGUACGAGGUCCCGCCUUUGCCGGAUGUUCCUGUCAUGAAUGUUUCCGGUAUCGAUCUAAGUGAGAUUGUUAACCCGGAUUCCUACUUCGGAUUCUCUGCUUCAACUGGGGACGAAAUUGCUGAGCUUCAUUGUGUUUUAAGCUGGAAUAUUACCGUUGAAAACCUCGGAAACUCCGGCGCUGGAAAACUUCCUAUUUAUCUCGGUGUCGGGAUUUCGCUGGUGGUAAUACUAGUUAUUUUUGCGGCGGUUGGAGGGUAUUGUUGGAAUAAGAAGAAAAAGGCGGCGGCAUCCGACCCCAAUAUUCUCGGAGCUUUGAAAAGUUUGCCGGGUACACCGAGAGAGUUUGAAUAUAAGGAUUUGAAAAAAGCGACGAAUAAUUUCGACGAUAAGAAUAAGUUGGGGCAAGGUGGGUAUGGGGUUGUUUACAGAGGGUUGUUGCCGGUUGAAAAUAUGGAGGUUGCAGUGAAGAAGUUUUCAAGGGAUGAAAUUAAGAGUAAAGAUGAUUUUUUGGCUGAGCUUACUAUUAUCAAUAGGUUGCGCCACCGAAAUCUCGUCAAAAUUCUAGGGUGGUGCCACAAAGUUGGGACACUUCUACUAGUUUAUGAAUACAUGCCCAAUGGCAGCUUAGACCAGCACAUAUUCUGCGGAGAUGACAAGGUUCCCUUGAGCUGGGAACUCCGCUUCAAAGCCCUCAAGGGUGUAGCCUCCGCCCUUCGCUACCUCCACAAUGAGUAUGACGAGAAGGUGAUCCAUCGAGACCUCAAGGCAAGUAAUAUCAUGCUUGACACCUCCUUCAAUGCCCGCCUUGGAGAUUUUGGCUUAGCUCGUGCAUUAGACCAUGAAAAAACCUCAUAUGCUGAGAUGGAGGGUGUACAUGGCACAAUGGGAUACAUUGCUCCCGAGUGCUUCCACACAGGCAAGGCCACUAGGGAAUCUGACAUCUACGGCCUUGGGGCAGUGUUUCUCGAGGUUGCUUGUGGGCUUCGCCCUUGGACCAAGAGGGGAGGAUACCACUGUCUAGUUGACUGGGUGUGGUCAAUGCACCGAGAUGGGAACCUAUUAGGAGCAAUUGAUGAGAGAUUGGGAAAAGAGUAUGUAGCCGAGGAAGCAGAGAGGGUUUUGCUCCUAGGUCUGGCAUGCUCCCACCCUAUGGCAGGUGACAGGCCUAAGACACAGGCAAUCUUGCAAAUUUUGUCAGGAUCAGUGCCUGUGCCCCAUGUCCCACCUUUCAAGCCAUCGUUCGUGUGGCCAGCAAUGCGCUCCAUGGAGGACAUCAGCUCGGAUAUGUCUCCCGAUACCACUCCCAUUGCAUCUUCACAAUAUGAUAAUUCUAAUUGGACACCGAAUUCUGUCAGCCCACAUAGUGGUAGCGUAUUCUCCAUGGUAUGACAGGAUACUUGGCUCAGCAAACCGCAGCUACAACUAAGGCAUUUUUGCUGUAAUUUUUCCCACUUAUUAGUAACUUUUCUGCCAUUUUAUAUGAAAAGUUUUGCUUAUUUUAUAGUUCAAGGCUCAAAUGCUUGAAAUUUGUGUCCCAAUUUUUUUUCCACUUAAUUUUGUUUUGUACAUGGGAAAGGGGAUGGAUUGUCAAUGUAAAUCAAAAUUUGUUUUUUGCUUUAGGUUUGCUUGUAUUUCGCUGGUGUAGUAACUGGUAUUGUACAAGGAGUUUCUACCAUGAUAAACAAAUGUAUUCCAGGAUAAGUCUCUUUUUCCGUA
Messenger RNA from Beta vulgaris subsp. vulgaris (sugar beet), 2568 nucleotides. Its product is annotated as probable L-type lectin-domain containing receptor kinase S.5. Gene Ontology annotation, molecular function: ATP binding; carbohydrate binding; protein kinase activity. The coding region runs from base 157 to 2241 and encodes 694 amino acids. The transcript is spliced from 2 exons. Gene Ontology annotation, biological process: protein phosphorylation. NCBI's taxonomy places the organism in Eukaryota, Viridiplantae, Streptophyta, Magnoliopsida, Caryophyllales, Amaranthaceae. The record is from RefSeq and is a predicted model, not a curated record. Gene Ontology annotation, cellular component: plasma membrane.